This is a messenger RNA of Cutaneotrichosporon oleaginosum, 1983 nucleotides long. RefSeq lists its product as uncharacterized. Gene Ontology annotation, molecular function: L-serine ammonia-lyase activity; pyridoxal phosphate binding; threonine deaminase activity. Gene Ontology annotation, biological process: L-threonine catabolic process; L-serine catabolic process. The record is from RefSeq and is a predicted model, not a curated record. Lineage: Eukaryota; Fungi; Basidiomycota; Tremellomycetes; Trichosporonales; Trichosporonaceae.
CGGAAAAGUGGGAGCGGAGAGCUCUCUCGAGCUGUCGGUGUCUCACAGCACAUAACUUGCCAACACCCACAAUCUUCUACGAUGGCGCAGAGCAUCCCGAUGCCGGGCCGCGCGCCGACAAACGGCUCCCUCUCUCCCCUGGCCAAGUCGCCCCCUUCCGCCAGCACGAUCGAGUAUGCGUCCACCGCGCCCAUGGCGAAGACAAAGCAUGCGGCCGAUGGUACCGAGGACGAGGCCGUGCCCGACCACCUGUAUGCCAAGCUGCCGCGCAACUUCCUCACUCGUGGGCCGAAGGGCAACGUGCCGGAUUAUCUCAGAAUGAUCCUUAUGUCCAAGGUCUACGCCCCGCCUCUUAACCUCGUCGAAACACCCCUGAUGUACGCCGCCAACCUGUCCAAGAAGCUCGGCUGCGAGAUCUACCUCAAGCGCGAGGACCUGCAGCCCGUCUUCUCGUUCAAGAUCCGCGGCGCGUACAACAUGAUGGCGUCGCUGUCUGAGGAGGAGAAGCGCAAAGGCGUCAUCACCUGCAGUGCUGGAAACCACGCGCAGGGCGUCGCGUUGUCGGGCCAGAAGCUCGGCAUCAAAGCCACCGUGCUUAUGCCGACCUCGACGCCGAGCAUCAAGGUCAACAAUGUGCGGCGGUAUGGCGGCAACGCCGUGCUGCACGGACACGACUUUGACGCUGCCAAGGCCGAGUGCAUCCGCCGCUCUGAGGAGGAAGGUCUCACCUUCAUCCCGCCUUACGACGACCCAUACGUCGUCGCGGGCCAGGGCACGAUCGCGAUGGAGAUCUGCCGCCAGAUCAUGGACCCGAGCACCAUCGACGGCGUGUUUGCGGCUGUCGGCGGCGGUGGCCUCGUCGCCGGCAUCGCCGCGUAUAUGAAGCGGGUCGUCGGUCCCCAGACUGCAGUGUAUGGCGUUGAGACACCGGAUGGUGACGCGAUGGACCGCUCCCUCAAGGCCGGACAUCGCGUGCUCCUCCCCGAAGUGGGUCCGUUCGCGGACGGCACAGCAGUGCGCAUCGUUGGCGAGGAGCCGUUCCGCGUGUGCAAGGAUCUCCUCGACGGUGUCGUGCUUGCCGACAACGAUGAGAUCUGCGCCGCCAUCCAGGACGUGUACGAGGACUCACGCAGCAUCCCCGAGCCCUCGGGCGCCCUCGCCCUCGCUGGCCUUAAGGGCUACAUCAUCCGCAACUCCUUGCAGGGGAGUGGAAAGACGUUUGUCGCCGUCGUCUCGGGCGGCAACAUGAACUUUGGACGGCUGCGUUUCGUCGCAGAGCGCGCGGAGAUCGGUGAGGGCCGUGAGGUCCUCAUGUCCUUCCGCGUCCCCGAAAAGCCGGGCUCUUUCAACAGGCUGCACACCUACCUCCUCCCGCGUGCAGUCACCGAGUUCUCGUACCGCUACUCGUCGCCAGAUUACGGCUACAUCAUCUGCUCCUUCUACCUGAAGGGCUCGUCAUCGCGCACUGGCGGCCCGACGCCCGCCGAGCGCCAGAAGGAGAUCAAGGAGAUCAUCUCGGACCUGGCCAAGCUCGACAUCGAGGCUGCAGACUACACUGAGAACGAGUUCGCCAAGUCGCAUCUCCGCCACCUCGUCGGCGGCCGCAGCAACGUUGCAUACGAGCGCCUCUUCCGCUUCGAAUUCCCUGAGCGCCCCGGCGCCCUUGGCCGCUUCCUCAGCGUCCUCAAGCCCAACUGGAACAUCUCGCUCUUCCACUACCGCAACCACGGCGCCGACGUCGGCAAGGUCCUCGUUGGCUUGCAGCCCCCGCCCAACGGCAGCGCCGACGACGAGGACUUGAACGCGUUCCUUGCUGAGCUCAACUACCCAUUCGUCGAGGAGACGAGAAACGUCGCGUACCGCCGCUUCCUGCUCAACGAGUAGGCAGGAGUCACGGUGGGCGGAAGAGCAAGCACAAGUAAUAGGACCCAGAUGGGAUGUAGCGUGAGAAUAUUGUAGAUCAGCAUGCAUGCGUGGACUCAG